AUGAUUGCAGAUGUAGAUCUUGUCAAGCUUCACGUCCAGGGCAUCGAGCACGAAGAUCUCCCCCAGGAUUUGGGUAACAAGAGUAAGCUCCUGCUCGAGUCCAAUCCAGUUCACAAGAAGGUCCCGGUUCUCAUCCACAAGGGCAAGCCCAUCGCAGAGUCGGCCAUCAUCGUCCACUACAUCGACGAGGUUUGGCCUGGAACAUCGCCACUCUUGCCGCAGGAUGCAUUCCUCCGCGCACAGCACCGCUUCUGGACUGAUUUCUUCGACAAGAAGUUCAUCCAAGACUGUUUGCUUCUCGAGGGAGCUCUGGCGGAGCUGGGCGAUGAGGAAGAGGGCCCCUUCUUUGGUGGCGCGAGCAUGUCGUUCUUGGAACCCUCUACGGUGUGGAUCCCAGCGCUUGAGCAAGUGGUGGGCUUGAAGCCCGCGAGCCAGGAGCAAUGCCCGCGUCUCCACAAACUCUUCGGGGCUGUGACCGAGCAUCCCUCGGCCAAAGUGGCACUGCCACAGAUCGAGAAGCUCAAAGAGUUUACCCAGGCUCGCUUAGUGAGCAAGUGA
Selaginella moellendorffii is the source of this 558-nucleotide messenger RNA. RefSeq names its product glutathione S-transferase U19. Gene Ontology annotation, biological process: glutathione metabolic process. NCBI's taxonomy places the organism in Eukaryota, Viridiplantae, Streptophyta, Lycopodiopsida, Selaginellales, Selaginellaceae. The coding region runs from base 1 to 558 and encodes 185 amino acids. The transcript has 3 exons. Gene Ontology annotation, cellular component: cytoplasm. The record is from RefSeq and is a predicted model, not a curated record. Gene Ontology annotation, molecular function: glutathione transferase activity.